AUGUCGUUGGUGUUUGGGCCAAGCUCGCAGGGAGCUCUUCUCGAUGUCGAGGAAACGGAUACAAGUAUGCCAAUUGACCCAGAACACGGCCAAUGGCUUUUUAUUGACAGCUGCAUAGUGCUUCCAAGCUCAGAAGCUGAAGGCACUCCACCUUCUCUUCCUCCCAAAGAAGUCACCAAGGUCGCUCUACGGUUAAAACACCUGGUCGAAGGGGUUGUUCCCUGCGAGCUCGAGGAGUCUGAUGUGACCAAGCCGAAUAGCACAAUCUUAACCAAAGCCGUUAUUGAAACCGCAAAGAAUGCUGGAGGGGAGGAAUACAAAGCUUGUGUCGUCUUUGGCCUACUCGUAUGCAUACGCUGGUUUAGAUUGCAGGCCGUCAGGGAGCUAUGGGACUCCGAUCUCCAUAACCUCAGGUCAGUGGCAUGUGAAGUCAUCGCGAAGCGCAUACUCGAAGGCGAAGAGGACCAAGGGUUCCUCAUGCAAGCGGUUCUAUUAAAACGGUAUUCGAUUGUCACUGCCAGCGAUGAAGUCACACCUCCCGCUAAUGUUAUCGAACGCGCCGUGGAUAUACAUGCCCUCCAGGUCAUAGGUUCAUCGGGAUAUCAAAAAUGCAUCAAGUAUCUUUGGCAUGGCUGGCUCUGCCAGGACGAUAAAGAUGCAUCCAAUUUCGUCGAAUACAAAGAGCGAACCAAUACAUCCUACUGGGCGCAUUUCAAUCCCGAUAGGAUGCGAGUGCCAAUCUACCAGAAUUUUGUGCAGAUAUUUUUCUCUAUAUUGUACCUGGCGCUCUACACGGGGGUGAUCAAUACGAUCAAUCCUACCGGUGAUCUCGACGUUGUGGAAGGCAUUCUCUAUCUGAUGACCUUUGCGUUUAUCUGCGACGAAUUCACCAAAUUUUGGAAGGUUGGUCGCAACUAUUUUGGAUUUUGGAAUGCUUUCAAUUCCACUCUUUACAUCCUCCUGGCGGUCUCGUUCAUCCUACGUGCCGUUGCCCUUACUCGCUCUUCCGAUUCUCACGACGCGGAGAGGGGACGGUUGAAUCAGCUCAGUUACAACUUUUUGGCGUUCUCUGCACCCCUCUUCUGGGGCCGACUACUUUUGUAUCUGGAUACAUUCCGUUUCUUCGGCGCUAUGCUCGUCGUGUUGAAGGUGAUGAUGAAGGAAAGCUUAAUAUUCUUCGCACUACUGGGCGUGGUCAUUAUCGGGUUCCUUCAGGGGUUUUCUGGAAUGGAUCAAGCGGAUCCUGACAAUAUCAUGACGCCUGGGAUGAUCCUUCAGGGUAUGGCAAACACAGUGAUGCAGAACCCUGAUUUCGACGCUUUCAAGAAUUUUGCAGCUCCGUUUGGCAUUGUUCUCUAUUACUUGUUCACCUUUGUGGUCAUGGUUGUGCUGUUGAAUAUCCUUAUUGCCUUGUACAAUAGCGCCUACGAAGACAUCACUGGGAAUGCAACCAAUGAAUACCUCGCGCUUUUUGCUUACCGCACUCUACAAUUCGUCCGCGCACCGGAUGAGAACGUCUUCAUCGUCCCCUUCAAUCUCGUCGAGAUCUUUUUGUUAAUUCUUCCGUUUGAAUGGUGGCUCUCGAGCAGGAAAUACGAACGCUUGAACCACUAUGUCAUGGGUGUCAUAUACUCCCCGCUCCUUUACGUCACUGCUUUUGUGGAAACAUGCCAUGCACGUCGAAUCCAAGUAAACAGACGCCUGGGUGAAGAGGAAGACGAUCAGACAGAGGAGUGGGAGGAGGCUGCGGCGUUGGUUGACGUGAACUUUGAUACUAUGGAUUGGGAUCAGAGGGUGCACGAGGUCAAGCCGAACGUCGAGGUUGAUCAAUGCGUGCUGGAGGUUAGGGACUUGAGGGCACAAGUUGAAGAGUUGAAGAAGCUCGUCAAGACCUUAGUAGAGGAGCGAGAAGAUCCCGCAAGGGCCAGAGAGGGUGGGGCUCCUGGGAAUGACGAUGAUUCUGGAGCAGACCAGUUGAUCUGA
Uncinocarpus reesii 1704 is the source of this 1983-nucleotide messenger RNA. RefSeq lists its product as uncharacterized. The transcript has 4 exons. NCBI's taxonomy places the organism in Eukaryota, Fungi, Ascomycota, Eurotiomycetes, Onygenales, Onygenaceae. The record is from RefSeq and is a predicted model, not a curated record. The coding region runs from base 1 to 1983 and encodes 660 amino acids.